Selaginella moellendorffii is the source of this 2064-nucleotide messenger RNA. RefSeq names its product beta-glucosidase 4. The transcript has a single exon. The record is from RefSeq and is a predicted model, not a curated record. Gene Ontology annotation, biological process: carbohydrate metabolic process. NCBI's taxonomy places the organism in Eukaryota, Viridiplantae, Streptophyta, Lycopodiopsida, Selaginellales, Selaginellaceae. Gene Ontology annotation, molecular function: beta-glucosidase activity. Bases 22 to 1896 code for a protein of 624 amino acids.
UACAAUUUUGGAGCUAGAUAGAUGGAGGAACAGGAAGCAACAGAGGAUGACCCCGGUAGUCCAGCGGAUGACGUCCAUCAAGCCUCCGACAAUGCCGCAACACACGAAGAUGAUGCUGGUUCUUCUGGAGGAAUUCAGACCCUUGAACAGGUGUGGAUGAGUUCUUCAGCUCGUCGUUCCCUGAUCCUGGACGUGAACUCCCCGUCACCAUCAAGCAGCAGCGAAGGCGGGCCUCCUGGAAUUGUUGCUGAAUACGAUGAGGUCCGUCGCGUGGAUUUCCCGGACGAUUUUACCUUCGGGACUGCAACGUCCGCGUAUCAAGUGGAAGGAGCUUCGAAAAAAGGUGGCCGAGGACUGUCCAUCUGGGAUGUUUUCUGCAACGUACCUGGACGGAUUGCUGACGGUCGCAAUGGCUACAAGUCAGUGGACCAGUAUCACAAGUACAAGGAAGACGUCAACUUGAUGUCCGAGAUGGGUAUGAACGCGUACAGGUUUUCAAUUUCCUGGUCUCGGAUCAUCCCAGACGGAAUGGGUGGCACUUCCUGCUCCGUGAAUGAGAAAGGUGUGGAGUACUACAACCAUCUCAUUGACAAGCUUCUCAGCAAAGGAUUGGAGCCGUUUGUUACACUCUACCAUUGGGAUCUUCCGCAGAGAAUCCACGACGAUGCACCAAUUGUGGGAGGCUGGAUAAAUCCUCGAGUGGUGGACUACUUUGCAGGCUACGCAGAGAUUUGCUUUGCAAGAUUUGGGAACAGGGUGAAGAAGUGGAUCACGCUGAACGAGCCGGCACAGUUUUGCGUCAACGGUUACGGGACAGGCGUCCAUGCUCCUGGAAGGUGCUCGGACAAGUCCAGGUCUCCAGCCGGUGAUUCAGCGGUGGAACCAUAUCUUGCGGUUCACCACGCGCUCCUGGCUCACGCUGCAGCUGUGGAAAUAUACAGGAAAAAGUUCCAGUCCGAGCAAGGUGGUGUGAUUGGUCUGGCUUGCGAUGGCGAGUGGUCCGAGCCUUUCACGGAGUCCCCUGAGGACCAGCAGGCCGCGCAGCGACGUAUCGAGUUUCAGCUUGGCUGGCUUCUAGAUCCCAUUUUCUUCGGUGACUAUCCGGAGUGCAUGAGACAGAACGUUGGGGACAGGUUGCCGAGGUUCACUGCCGAAGAGAUAUCGAGCUUGCGACGCUCACUCGACUACAUUGGAAUUAAUCACUACACGUCCCGGUACGUCAAGGCUGCUCCAGCUCCCAAAGUUACAACACCGGUGAAUUACUUCACCGACCAGGCCGUCGUGACUGCCACGGAGAGCAAGAUGGGGGUGCCGAUUGGAGAGCGAGCGGCUUCAGAGUGGCUCUACAUGGUUCCGUGGGGGAUGGAGAAGUUCCUCAACUGGAUAACCGACAGGUACAACCGGCCACCAAUCUUUAUCACCGAAAACGGCAUGGACGACCAGGACGACAAAACAAUCCCGCUGCCCGAGCGCUUGCAUGACACGAAGCGCAUCAGGUACCACCAAGGCUACAUGGCCGCGGUGGUGAGAGCAAUGCGGAAGGGUGCGGACGUCCGGGGAUACUUUGUGUGGUCGCUGGUGGACAACUUCGAGUGGUCGCAGGGCUACACCAAGAAGUUCGGCCUGUUCUUCGUGGACCAAGAGGACCUGGACUUGAAGAGGCAGCCCAAAGCCAGCGUGUUGUGGUUCACAACGCUUCUCAUGUCGCAGUCCAAGACGCUGGAGGCGGAGCCCCUCAAAGCUGUCAAAUGGUUGCGGAGGCUCUCGGUGGCCGAGGACAGUGCCACUCCCAAGUCGCAGUCUCCGGCAAGCAGCAGAUCAGGCUCCAGAGCGCCUUCUCCAAAGCCAGCCAAGAGGCGGUCUUCGCAGAUUCAUCCAGUCAAGGUAACUCGGUGAUGCUUGCGAGGUACGCUCGCGUUCUUCACAGAUGCAUGAGCUCGGAACAAGCGAGAUAAUGUCAGCUGCGAGAUUGUCAUAUAAAUCCAUUCAAGAAAACAUUCAAGAUAUCUACUGUAUCUCAAUUUCAUUUCAAGGAAAGCUAGCAAGCCAACAAAACUAGAAGAA